This is a messenger RNA of Monopterus albus (swamp eel), 3025 nucleotides long. It is a transcript of the gene rint1, whose product is annotated as RAD50 interactor 1. NCBI's taxonomy places the organism in Eukaryota, Metazoa, Chordata, Actinopteri, Synbranchiformes, Synbranchidae. The record is from RefSeq and is a predicted model, not a curated record. Gene Ontology annotation, biological process: endoplasmic reticulum to Golgi vesicle-mediated transport; regulation of ER to Golgi vesicle-mediated transport; retrograde vesicle-mediated transport, Golgi to endoplasmic reticulum. Gene Ontology annotation, cellular component: Dsl1/NZR complex. The transcript is spliced from 15 exons. The coding region runs from base 98 to 2485 and encodes 795 amino acids.
GAAGGAACUGUUUGGGUUACGUACAGCCAAUCAACGAGCGCCUCCCUCCCUCCCGUACCGGUCCUAGGGCAUUUGUUGACAGCAUUGGAGUGGAAAGAUGGCGGCUACCACGGUUUUAGAGAAAGCAACGAAUAUACCGUCAGAGCACUCUUUAAAGCACAUUUAUACAACCAGGCAAUGCAGCGAAUCUUUUUCAACAGAUUCUGGGGAAAUGCAGGAGUUUGUAGUGGAUUUCCUGGGGAAGGAGGUGGGCAGCGACCUGAAAGCUCUGAAGAAUGUUGGCGAGCUGCUGGAAAAAUUGAGUGAGGAAAACAACGCACUGGAGGAACAGGUUUUGACUGUAUCCAGUUCUGUGCCUCCUAAAGUUUCUGCAGCCCUGUCUGCUGCUGAGGAGGCCAGAUGUUCCCUACAGGACCUGCUGCAGAGAGAGCAGCUUAUCUCCAACACGCUGCACCAGCACCUACAGGAGGCUCAGCCUUGGAUGGAUAAUCUCAGCCAGACGCUUAACCAAGUUGACACCAUAGAGAGACACAUGAAAUAUCUCCGCUGCCUUCAACAUGUAGAGGAGCUCAGUGAUACAAUUCAGCAGUGUUUGAUGACCAGCAGUAUCUGGGAGGCCAUAAGGGCAGUAGACAGCAUGGCUGCACUAGACGCUGGACUCGACCACUCUGGGUGUUCUCAUCUCCAGGACUUCCUCCGAGAAACACUUCACUUCUGGCACAAGAUCAUCAAAUACCGACUGUCCAGUGAUUUUGAGGAAGUAUUGACUCAGCUUCACUGGCCAAUCAUCUCCCCUCCUACUCAGUCACUGACGCCCACUGCCACUUGUCAGGAGACCAACACCCAGCUGGAUCUGCUUGUCGCACAGCUACUUGCUCUGCAGACCUCUGAUGACCUCAUAUCUCAAAGGGCUUUGCCCUCUGGUCAGGGAGUACCCUCCACCCAGCCUGUGUCCUCAGCUGGACCUUCAUCCCAAGUUCCUCCCCUCCGUCUGCCCAUCCAGAUCAUGCUGGUGCCGCUCAGCAGGCGGUUCAGAUACCACUUCUUUGGGAAUCGACAAACUAACUCCCUCAGCAAGCCUGAGUGGUACCUCACACAGGUUCUGAUGUGGAUGGGGAACAAUGCGACCUUCAUGGAGGAAAAGAUCCAACCUAUCCUGGACCGAGCUGGAGCUGCCAUCAGUGCCAGGGUGGAGCUGUGUCGAGGCCUGUUAUCUCUGGUCCAGGAGAAGGUGGCUAGUGAUGCUUCUAAACUUCUGUAUGACGAUGCCCUCUUCUGUCACUUGGUGGAGGAGGUGCUGCAGUUUGAGAAGGAGCUGCGAAGCAACCACUCAUACCCAGCAGCUCUUCCUGGCCUCCUCCACCUGCUGCUCGAGGAUGCAGUCCUUCAGAAGUGGCUUACUGUGGAAAAGAAGGUGGCGGUGGAGAAGAUGGAUGCCAUGCUGUCGGCUGAGGGAGCUUGGAGCUCUCAGUACAAAGAUAUCAGUGAUGUAGAUGAGCUGAAGGCGCCAGAUUGUGCUGAGACUUUUAUGACACUACUUCAGGUCAUCACUGAGCGGUACCGGGCCUUGCCCUGUCCUUCUGCACAGCUGAAGUUUCUGGCGCUACAGAAAGAACUGGUGGAUGACUUCCGCAUACGACUCACCCAGGUAAUGAAAGAGGAGUCUCGCUGCCCCCUGAGUGCCCGUUACUGUGCCAUUCUCAAUGCUGUCAACUACAUUUCCACCAUCCUGACAGACUGGGGAGACAAUGUGUUUUUCCUACAGCUGCAGCAGGCAGCGGUUUCACUUGGGGACGAAACGUUGCAGGGCCUCGGGGUGAUGGAGGUGGGUCGCCUGGCUUCUCUGGAGGGCUCUCUGUUUGAAGGUCUGUUGGCGUUGCUGGAUCGACUGAAGGGAGACAUGAUGGGGAGACUGCUGGAUUGGACCAUGAGAGAAAUCACAGGAAAAGCUAAACCAUACUGCCACGACAGGUGGUUGUCAGUACCAUCCCAGUAUGACCAGACCAUCAUGUCGCUGUCCAGUUCAGCUUGUCCCAUGAUGCAAUGUGUGAGCGACAGAUUGUUAAACCUUCAUCAGGUCCUGAGUUUUUCUCUGUUCCAACUGGCCUGGCAGGGCCUGGCGGAGAGACUUGACAACUUCCUCUACCAAGAAGUGAUCCUGUCUAAUCAUUUCAGUGAUGGUGGGGCGGCCCAGCUUCAAUUUGACAUGACUAGAAACCUAUUUCCUUUGUUUGGUCACUACUGCAAAAGACCUGAGAACUUCUUUAAGCAGGUUAAGGAAGCUUAUAUUAUCUUGUGUCUGAAUGUGGGCUCUGCUAUUCUGCUAAGGAAUCUCCUUAAAGAGUCAGAGGAGGAGUCGAGAAACUAUGGGGGUAUGGGUGAUCCUCUACCAGAGUCUGCACUGAACGAGCUGGGGGUGUACUGCUUGGCUCCUUGUGAUGUCCUGAUUCUCCUUAACCUCAGAGCCUCUUUGCCUGUACACUGACAUGUCCAGCUGACUGUAUUUGUAUGUGUCAGUGUGGAAGAACAGAUUGAGUGCUCACCAGUUCUAGGUUAUAUUUUUGGGGACCUAUUUAUGUACCUAGGACCUCAGUUGACCUAAGUAUACCACAAAGUAUAAAUGACAACUACCCCUAUUCUGGUAUAUUAUGUAAUAAGCCUAGCUGAUCUGCAAUACUUUCAUAUUCAGCUUCCCCCUAAUACUUGUUAUUUUUAUUUUUCUGCCAAGCAUGUAGUGUACAUAUACACCAUAAAAUACUUAUUUUAUUAAAUUGUAUCUGGCACAUUGAAAUAACAGGUGUAGCCUGAUGCAUUAAACACACCUUUAUUAUUAUUAUUUCACAUUAUUUGAGCCAGUUAAUGAAGAUGCAAACCCUUGCAUUACUAAAGUUAAAUUAUUGAUAGAUAUUUUAAGAGUCUGACUGUCCUGUCUGACAAACUGUUUUCUGUUUAUAUUAGUUGUUAUUCUCCAUUCACAUUGUUUUCAUAUUGACAAGCUGAUAAACCGGAAUAAAAAUGAAAAAAC